Messenger RNA from Diospyros lotus (date-plum), 1551 nucleotides. Its product is annotated as disease resistance protein RUN1-like. The record is from RefSeq and is a predicted model, not a curated record. The transcript has 2 exons. Gene Ontology annotation, biological process: defense response; signal transduction. Lineage: Eukaryota; Viridiplantae; Streptophyta; Magnoliopsida; Ericales; Ebenaceae. Gene Ontology annotation, molecular function: ADP binding; ATP hydrolysis activity. The coding region runs from base 19 to 1551 and encodes 510 amino acids.
UUUCCGAGCAGGUGAACAAUGGCUUCCACCAGCACCUCUCUCUCUUCUUUGCCUAGUCCCCGGAAAUACGAUGUCUUCUUGAGUUUCAGAGGCGCAGACACCCGCAACGGCUUCGUUGACCAUCUCUAUUCGGCUCUGCAUCAGAAGGUCAUUUUCACGUUCAAGGAUGACAUGAAGCUCGAGAGAGGUGAACCGAUUUCUCCCGCGCUUCUGAAUGCCAUCGAAGAGUCGAGGUUUGCCGUGGUUGUUUUCUCCGAGAACUACGCUUCUUCCAAGUGGUGCCUGGAGGAACUCGUUAAGAUCCUCGAGUGCCAGAAGACGAGGGCACUCACCGUUUUACCGGUCUUCUAUCAAGUAGAUCCUUCGGAUUUACGGAGACAAAGAGGGAGAGUUGGAGCAGCAUUCGCCAAACACGAGCGAGAUUCCAGCGAGGAGAAGGUGCAGAGAUGGAGGAAUGCUCUGGUGGAAGCGGCCAACAUUUCUGGGUGGAAUUCAGAAACAGACGGGCCUGAAGCAGAGCUGGUCCAAAACAUUGCCAUUCGUAUUCUAGAUAGACUGGGAGAUAAUGGUUCAAGCAUUCUUGAAGAUGUUGUUGGAUUGCAUCCCCGCAUAGCAAAAGUGAUGUCACUAUUAGAAAUGGAAUUGGAUUUGGAUGAUCCGUGUAUAAUAGGGAUAUGUGGGAUGGGUGGUAUUGGAAAGACUACUAUCGCCAAGGCUGUCUAUCGCCAAAUUCGUUCUCGGUUUCCUGCCAGUUGCUACCUUGCGAAUGUCAGAGAAGUUGCUGAUGGGAAGCAUGGCUUGGAGUUGUUGCAAAAAUAUCUUCUUUCUGAUAUCCUGUCGGUCUCAGAUAGUGAUAUAAAAAUAAGAAAUAUUGAUGGGCUUGGGAUGGUAAUGAACAGGAUACGGUAUAAGAGGGUUCUUGUAGUCCUGGAUGAUGUAGACCAUUCAAAUCAGCUGGAUGCCCUUGUUGGAACACUUGAUUGGUUUGGUGCAGGAAGCAGAAUUAUAAUAACGACCAGAAACAGUCACUUACUUGCCAGAUAUGGUCCAAGAAGUCAUGUCUACAACGUCGAGGGACUAAAUGACUGGGAAGCUUCUAAGCUAUUUUGUUGUAAAGCAUUCUGUAACAACCAGCCAACGCCAGGUUUUGAGCAUCUCAUAAAAAGUGCAGUUGAUUACGCCAAAGGAGUUCCACUAGCUCUUAGAGUUUUGGGCUGUUUCCUAAUUGGCAGAAAGGUAAACGAAUGGCAAAGUGCAAUCCAUAGAUUGAGACAAGAGCCUGAUCCAGAUAUUCAGAAAGUGCUCAAAUUAAGCUAUGACGGACUGGGGCAUGAGGAGAAGGAAAUUUUCCUCGACAUUGCCUGCUUCUUUACACGGUAUAGCCAGGAGUACUACACAGUUGUAAAUACGCUGAAUGCUUGUGGUUUCCACGCUGAUAUUGGAAUAAGGGUUCUUGAAGACAAGACACUUGUAACGAUAAGAGACAAUAUGAUAGACAACUUAAGAAUAUUUGUAGUCUUGGCAAAACUUAUUUUGGUGGCCUUAAAUUAA